UUCUCUACUUUAAACACCGACAGCAGCUCCCGGCUCAGAUGAGUGAGCUCAGGGGGCCUCCUCUGUUCGGUGUGUGCCUGUAGGUGUGAGGAUCUGCCCAAACACUGGUGGUCAGUGGGCUGCAGAGGAACACGAGUGGGACCGAGUCCAGCAGCACCGCAGCUUCCCACGGACUGAUCUCCCUGCAGGGGGCGGGGGUUGGGUGUUUCUUCCAAGGGGUACCACUCAUUCCCACACUCCCCCCCCACCCCACCCUCCUCCCUCCUCAGUGAGCAGCAUCCUGGGCAGGUCCUCUGCUCUGUCUCGAUCCGGCGACAGGGCUGAGCAGCAGCGGCAGUUCGAAGCCGACCAUGCGCCAGAGCAAGAGCCAGUGUCUGCGCCCCCGGCUGUGCGCGCUGGAGAAGGGGGACAACGGCUACGGCUUCCACCUCCACGGGGAGAAAGGGAAGACGGGCCAGUUCAUCCGCCUGGUGGAGUCCGACAGCCCGGCGGAGACCUCGGGGCUGCGCGCCGGGGACCGCCUGGUGUUCGUGAACGGGGAGGACGUGGAGACCGAGAGCCACCAGCAGGUCGUGUCCCGGAUACGAGCCACCCCGGGCCGCCUGGAGCUCGUCGUGGUGGACCCGGACACGGAGCAGCUGCUGAAGAGGCACAACAUGAAGUGUCUGAAGGAGUACGUGACCGAGGGGGUCCCGGUGCUGCUCGAUGAAGAGGAGGAGGAGGAGGAGAAGGUGAGGGAAGAGGUGGACGGGACGGUUGGCGAGGAGAAGCGGGAGCAGGCGGAGGAAGAGGAGGUGGUUGUGAUGGUGGAGGAGCGGCAGCAGCAGGAGGAAGAGGAGGAAGAGGAGGUGACACCCAGGGAGUCCACGAAGACUAACGGGGAAAUCCACGAGCACGUCGAGAAGAAGCUGAGCAUCAGCUCUGAGAAGGAGGUGUGCACCGAACUGCGGCCGCGGCUGUGUGUGAUCCGGCGAGGUUCUAACGGAUAUGGCUUCAACCUGCACAGCGAGCGGGCGCGGCCGGGCCAGUACAUCCGAGCUGUGGAUGAGGACUCUCCAGCAGAGAGGGCAGGCGUGCUGGCACAGGACAGAAUAGUACAGGUGAACGGCAUGUUGGUGGAGGGGAAGACGCACGCACAAGUGGUGGCCGCCAUUAAAGCCGGCGGGAAUGAGACCCGGCUGCUGUUGGUGGACGCCGACACAGACGCCUUUUUCAGGAGGUGCAGAGUGGCCCCCACCUUGGACCACCUGACCGGUCCGCUGCCAGAACCUGUCAUUAAUGGAGGAAUGGAGGAGAAGGUGAACGGCAGACGGCCCAGUGGGGCAGAGAGGGACUCGAAGCUGUCCAUCAGUCCUUCUCCGUCCAGCGCCUCCUCCAACACCUCCCUCACAACCCUGCCCGCUAACACCCCACCUGAGGGUUUGGUGACCGGUGCCGUCCCCGCUCUCAACCUGAGUCUGCAGCAGGUCAAGGAGCUCGCCCACCAGAAACGCGCCAACAAGAAAGCGCCACCUAUGGACUGGACCAAGAAAAAUGAACUCUUCAGCAACCUAUAGGGCACCUGACGCCACCUGACACACACACACACACACACACACACACACACACACACACACACACACACACACACACACACACACAAACCAGAUUUUUUAUCAUUUUUUUUAUUUUAAAGAAAUUAAAGGAGCAGUUUAACUAUUGGCAGCAGAUACAAUUCAAGCCAUUCUGUAAAAUAUAGUAUUCUUCUUAUUACUCUCCAUGUUAUUAUAACCCAGAUAUUAACGUUUGCUACUAACAAUGAAAGAUGCAUAUGCCAAUGAAAGAGAACUGGACCACGGUGAGAGUGUGUAUGUGUGUGUGCAUGUCGCUAUUUAUGCCCUGUGAAUAUGUUUCCUCUCUUUCUCUCUCUCUAUCUCUUUCUGUGUGUGUGUGGACCCUGACCUCUGACCUCUGACCUCUGACCCCUGACCCCUGAUCUGAUGCCUGUGGAAACGAGGAGUCGAUCAUCGUAAUACAUUUAAAACAUUAAAGGAUCAGACACAUUCGAUAAAACCAGACAAUCAUACAUCUCUUAUUCUCCCAACUGUCGGUUUAGGGAUCAAACAUGUGACGUGAAAACUGAGAUUUGACCAUUUGAGUCGUUUUUAUUUACUUUAAUUAACUUUUUCUUUAAAUUUGUACAUCUUUUGUGGGACCAGAAAAAGGAUAAACUCUCUAACAUGAAACGUAUUUUCAGAAUCAUUUGUAAUUUUUUUACGGGGAAAUAUUUACUGAUGGCUUUAAACUGGAAAGAACUACAUUUUAAAGUAGGCUAUUCUAUCGUGUAUAUAUCAUAUAUCAUGUAUAUUUUUCACUCUAUGAAAUGAAAGUGGUUUCAGUUGAAUCCUGUGUAGCUACAAUGCCAUUAAAUCCACCUCUGAUCCCCACAUUGUCUGAAUACCUGAUAUUUCAUCUUCUGAAUAAAUGUGAACUACCGUCUAUAAUGAGUAACUUAUACCGUCCUCACUUUGUCGUCACUGUGACACACACAUUUUUAGUGCAUGGAAGAUUUUUUAUUGCUCUCUGAGAGAUUUUUUUCCUAUCGAUGUCUUAAAAAGAAGAAUCGUGUAAUUUUUCCAUCACGGAUUUCUACGUCUGCGCCUCACUAGAUUUUGUGCAUUGGACCGAUUUUGAGAAAAUGUAUAAUGUUGAAAUUGGAAUGAUUGAAUUAUAUGAAGAAAUAUUUUGCAGCUUGUGUGAGCGAUUUGUAUUCUGUAAUAAAUCAGUCAUCACAACAA
Hippoglossus stenolepis (Pacific halibut) is the source of this 2777-nucleotide messenger RNA. RefSeq names its product SLC9A3 regulator 1b (gene nherf1b). The record is from RefSeq and is a predicted model, not a curated record. Gene Ontology annotation, biological process: protein localization to plasma membrane. The coding region runs from base 351 to 1556 and encodes 401 amino acids. The transcript has 6 exons. Gene Ontology annotation, molecular function: signaling receptor binding; protein-membrane adaptor activity. Gene Ontology annotation, cellular component: apical plasma membrane. Lineage: Eukaryota; Metazoa; Chordata; Actinopteri; Pleuronectiformes; Pleuronectidae.